ACUACUUCCUCUCAGGGACCAAGGCUGGGGCCGAGCAGGCAUAACAGCAUUCACGGCAGGAUAUUGUUGGACAAACAAUAUCAGCUCAACGCGGCAGGAGUUCACGGUCUGACUCAACAUCUUCACAGACUCUCUUGAUCACAUAUUCAUACCCAUUCUCACAUCAGCAUUCAAUUGCUGAUUGGUGAGAUUCAUCCAACAAACUACUCAAUACUUCCAAGCGACCACAGGGCUGCCUGAACUAGAAGAACAUAGACAGCAUAUCAAGAACAGAAGAUCCCGUUCACAGCUGCUACAGCGUCUUUCCACCGUACACCUGUGUUUCGAUUCGAAAAUACCAUCCACCGAAGUUUCCAGCAUAAAGACUCCCGGGAUGUCCCAAAUAUCCAUAUUGGGCUUCGCGCCCCCAACUCCCUCACAAGACCCAUCCGGUCCAGGUCCAAUACACUGGUCAAUUCUCGUCUCUCCAUCGAAAGACUUACAAACGACACAACAACCACAAUCCAAGCCAAAGAAGUCGCGCUUCCUCCAACGAUGGCAGUCUCCAGCCCAACCUCAACAACCAGUCUUUGAAUCGACCCUAUUCGACAUGCACAACCAUCAACUCCGCCAACAACAAUACCCGGUCCCUAUCUCUCACCCAGAAGAAGAAUCCAAUGCCCCUACAAGUGAAGCAACAACAGACAUAACAUCCUCACUAGAGGGCAAACCCCACCGCCUGGUCCUACGCAUCGCCCUGUCCACGCACCCAAGCACCUCACAAAAACUCGCCACAAAGGUCUCUACCCUGCUCUACGCAACGCCCACAUACGGUCCAGAAGAUGACUGGCUUCGCGCCGCGCUCGAAGAGCUUAUCUUCGCUCGUAUCCUGGACUCAGAGACCAUCAGCUACGACGUCGACGCGAUCCUCAACUACGCCCGUGGCGCCGCCACCAACCCUGCUAUCGGCGUCCAAGAACUCGACUACGCAGCACAUAUGACUCGCACCACGCAAGUCAAAGAAAUGUUCUCUCGAGGUAACGCCGCUCCAAAAUCUCCGUCUGUUUCGCCGUCAAGGAAUUCAAGGCCUGCGAAUAAGCGUGUCUCGAGUAAAUCACAUUCCUUCCUGGGAUUCUGGGUGACACAAGGCGGCAGCGGACAAGUAAAGCGUCACCAAGAGAAGCGGGACUAUUGGCAGCGACAGGAUGAUCCAUAUGGUGGGCUCAUGUAGAAACUUGCUCUAUCACCGAGCAUGGAGUCUGGAGUUUUGGGCGACGAGAGGCUAGAGCUGCGCAGACUCCAGGCUGAUUUGGCACCUAUAAUAGCCCCAGUUGCCUUACUGGAGGUGAUUUGACAACCUCAAUCAAGAUACCUAUUAGCUGUUCUCUUCUCCGCAGAAACAAUGAUUUAAUUGCCAAAAGGA
Molecule: messenger RNA, 1402 nt
Organism: Exophiala viscosa
Lineage: Eukaryota; Fungi; Ascomycota; Eurotiomycetes; Chaetothyriales; Herpotrichiellaceae
Exons: 1
Coding region: 374-1210 (278 amino acids)
Source: RefSeq, a predicted model, not a curated record